Messenger RNA from Hemiscyllium ocellatum (epaulette shark), 2710 nucleotides. RefSeq names its product extracellular superoxide dismutase [Cu-Zn]-like. The transcript has a single exon. The record is from RefSeq and is a predicted model, not a curated record. Gene Ontology annotation, biological process: removal of superoxide radicals. Gene Ontology annotation, molecular function: superoxide dismutase activity; copper ion binding. The coding region runs from base 127 to 825 and encodes 232 amino acids. Lineage: Eukaryota; Metazoa; Chordata; Chondrichthyes; Orectolobiformes; Hemiscylliidae.
UCCCUGCUUGUGUAACUUGGGAAGUAACUCCUGUAUUUAUUGCCCUGCGUUCCCCUGGGCGAAACAGUGCAGGAACGACCUCUUCACAUUCACAGACAGCAAGCCUGUUCUCGCCGGGGCCAGAACAUGAAAUACUUAAACGGGACAGGAAACUUGUACAGUUCAGGGCUGCAGUUGCUGCUGCUGGCGGGGACCCUCGCACUGCAAGUGCCCCAGGCCCUGGGCUACUUCAACACCAAGGCCAUUGCUGGGAUGUCAGACCAGAUCAGGGGCACUUGGCUGAAGCUGAGACCUCUGCUGUCCCCUCGGGACUUGCCCGGGCUCUUUGCCGUGUGUCACAUCCAGCCCAGCUCUGACCUGAGGGCCGGUCUGCCCGCUGUCAGCGGCUACAUCCUCUUCCACCAGAAGAGUCCCCGGAGCAGCCUGGAGGCAUACUUCGAGCUGCAAGGCUUCCCGAUGGACGACACCCAGUCCGAGCGAGCGAUCCACGUCCAUCAGUUCGGGGACCUGAGCGGCGGCUGCGGCUCCACCGGACCCCACUUCAACCCGUUCGGCGUGGACCACCCGAACCACCCCGGGGACUUCCACAACUUCAAGGUGAGGAACGGCAAGAUCAUCAAGCACCUCACCCACCUGAAAGCCAACCUGUACGGACCUCACACCAUCCUGGGCCGCGGGGUGGUGGUCCAUCAGGGCAAGGAUGACAUGGGCUUGGGGGGGCACCCGGAGAGUCUCCAGAGCGGGAACUCCGGGCCAAGGCUGGCCUGCUGUACGAUUGGACUCAGCAAAGGAGACCUUUGGCAGCAAAUGGUGCAGAAGGUGUGAAGCUGCUGAAUCGUCGAUUCUCCUGCUCCUCGGUUGCUGCCUGACCUGCUGUGCUUUUCCAGCACCACUCUCCCGGCUCUGACCUCCAGCAUUUGCAAUCCUUACUUUCUCCCUGCUGAUCUGCGCCAGGCCAGUUCGAUUUGUUCUCAACUUAAACAAUGUAGAAGUUUCGCUUGCACCGACAGGCACGGCUCUUUUUGACAUAUGUUGCCUCAUUUAAUCGGCAAACGCUAACAACCUUAGUAAGUAACGCACACCUUCCCAAUGCGGACACCCAGGGUGUAAUUCUGGAUUAAUGGUGCUGGAAGAGCACAGCAGUUCAGGCAGCGUCCGAGAAGCAGUAAAAUCGACAUUUCGGGCAAAAUCCGAAUUGUAGUCUCAUCCACAUUUCCUCUCAUCCACAUCCCGCACCUCCGCCCUCAGACCCCACCCCUCCAACCGUAACAAGGACAGAAUCCCCCUGGUGCUCACCUUCCACCCUACGAACCUUCACAUAAACCAAAUCAUCCGCUGACAUUUCCGCCACCUCCAAACAGACCCCACCACCAGGGAUAUAUUUCCCUCCCCUACCCCUUUGCGCCUUCCACAAAGACCGUUCCCUCCGUGACUACCUGGUCAGGUCCACGCCCCCCUACAACCCACCCUCCCAUCCUGGCACCUUCCCCUGCCACCGCAGGAAUUGCAAAACCUGCGUCCACACCUCCUCCCUCACCUCUAUCCAAGGCCCUAAAGGAGCCUUCCACAUCCAUCAAAGUUUUACCUGCACAUCCACUAAUAUCAUUUAUUUUAUCCAUUGCUCCCGAUGCGGUCUCCUCUACAUUGGGGAGACUGGACGUCUCCUAGCAGAGCGCUUUAGGGAACAUCUCCGGGACACCUGCACCAAUCAACCACACCGCUCCGUGUCCCAACAUUUCAACAUCCCCUCCCACUCUCACGAAGACAUGGCGGUUAUGGGCCUCCUUCAGCGCCGCUCCCUCAUCACCAGGCACCUGGAGGAAGAAUGCCUCAUCUUCCGCCUCGGAACAAUUCAACCCCAGGGCAUCAAUGUGGACUUCAACAGUUUCCUCAUUUCCCCUUCCCCCACCUCACCCCAAUUCCAAACAUUCAGCUCAGCACUGUCCCCAUGACUUGUCCUAUCUGCCUAUCAUCUUUUCCACCCAUCCAACCACACUCUCCCCCGCCCCCGACCUAUCACCUUCACCCCCUCCCCCACUCACCUAUUGUACUCUAUGCUACUUUCUCCCCACCCCACCCUCCUCUCAUAUAUCUCUCCACACUUCAGACUCUCUGCCUGUAUUCCUGAUUAAGGGCUUUUGCCCAAAACCUCGAUUUUACUGCUCCUCGGAUGCUGCCUGAACUGCUGUGCUCUUCCAGCACCACUAAUCCAGAAUCUGGUUUCCAACAUCUACAGUCAUUAUUUUUACCUGGGUGUAAUUGUCCAUUUAAUCUUACAGCAUGAACAAUCACUUUCACUUUUUAUCUGCGUGGCAUUGCUUAUCGAUAUUUGUCCAAAACCGCGGGGAUUGGGAGACGGCGUGAUCAGAAGAAACAGCAAGUCAAGUUCUGGGAUGACUUAAUAUCACGAGUUGCAUUUACCAUUCAUUAUAAUUUCUGCUGUCAUUUUCUACUGAGGUAGUUUAUUAGUUCUUUUUGUAACUUUCACGAGUUAUUCUAAAUGAAUCUGUGACGUAGAGGAGCUGAUACACUGCCAUGAUUGAGUUUCAAGGAUAAGCCGCACGGAGUUCUUAUGCGUUUCUAUUUGGCGACUUGUUUGGUUAAAGAGUGUGUAUCAGAACGUUACAUUCUAAGAUACUUUUCAAGGAUUUCAUCAGUCAUAUUUCAAUGAUAACAUUUUAUGUCUUAGAACAUGCAAAUUUUAAUAAAC